GAAAGCCUGCAGUCAUGGCUGCACAGAAGGAGAAUUUACUGUCUUUUGUGAAUCUGACCGGCACAGAGAGAAACUCUUCCAUGAGACAGCAUGGCCUCGAAAAGAGGUAAGAUGCCAUGUCAUUGUGGAGUGGUAAACACUGGGUUUUUGCCUUUUUUUAAGUACUGAAGGGAAUUUUAGCUCAAUAGAUUGUACAAAUAAUUUUUGAGGUCAUACAUUAGUGUGUGUCUGUGUGGCAUGUAUAACCACGAUGCUGUGUUAUAAUGCAUUGUAUCUCACAUGUUCAAUAGGCCAGUGCUGUGGCAGGCUGGCUUUUCAACACCUCAGAGUAAUCAAAGGCUGUAAGUGCACAUACAAAAUAAGAAGAAUGUGAGUCUGACGGUGUGAAUGGUUUCUGAAAUUUACCUUUGCACAUGUGUGUAUUAUGCAGCACAGCGAUGCAACGUUGGCAGGAGCUGAAGGAGAGAGAGUUUAAAGCCCAACAACGCAACAGAGAGUUGCUUCAGCAGUUUGAAGAGGCACAGGACAGACUGAGAAGGAUGCUAACCCUCACCGCUACCAUGAAAACUAUUCGGGUGCGCAAAGAAAAACACAAACACAGUGCAAAAUGCAAAAGAAGGCUUCUUACUUCACAUUACUCAGCUGCACUCUUGUCUCCCUUUUCCUGAACCCUUUACUUGAACUUUGACCCCCGCAGACAGAGUAUGAGCGCUAUCUGGAGGAGAACUCGCCACGAUGGGAGAAACAACUCAAGGAACAUACACAAGCUGCUUGGAAGAAGGUACCAAAAAUCAGCCUGUAUUAAUGUAUACUCACCGGCCACUUUAUUAGGUACACCUGUCCAACUGCUCGUUAACACUUAAUUUCUAAUCGGCCAAUCACAUGGCGGCAACUUAGUGCAUUUAGGCAUGUAGACAUGGUCAAGACAAUCUCCUGCAGUUCAAACCGAGCAUCAGUAUGGGGAAGAAAGGUGAUUUGAGUGACUCUGAACGUGGCAUGGUUGUUGGUGCCAGAAGGGCUGGUCUGAGUAUUUCAGAAACUGCUGAUCUACUGGGAUUUUCACGCACAACCAUCUCUAGGGUUUACAGAGAAUGGUCCGAAAAAGAAAAAAUAUCCAGUGAGCGGCAGUUCUGUGGGCGGAAAUGCCUUGUUGAUGCCAGAGGUUAGAGGAGAAUGGCCAGACUGGUUCGAGCUGAUAGAAAGGAAACAGUGACUCAAAUAACCACCCGUUACAACCAAGGUAGGCAGAAGAGCAUCUCUGAACGCACAGUACGUCGAACUUUGAGGCAGAUGGGCUACAGCAGCAGAAGACCACACCGGGUGCCACUCCUUUCAGCUAAGAACAGGAAACUGAGGCUACAAUUUGCACAAGCUCAUCGAAAUUGGACAAUAGAAGAUUGGAAAAACGUUGCCUGGUCUGAUGAGUCUCGAUUUCUGCUGCGACAUUCGGAUGGUAGGGUCAGAAUUUGGCGUCAACAACAUGAAAGCAUGGAUCCAUCCUGCCUUGUAUCAACGGUUCAGGCUGGUGGUGGUGGUGUCAUGGUGUGGGGAAUAUUUUCUUGGCACUCUUUGGGCCCCUUGGUACCAAUUGAGCAUCGUUGCAACGCCACAGCCUACCUGAGUCUUGUUGCUGACCAUGUCCAUCCCUUUAUGACCACAAUGUACCCAACUUCUGAUGGCUACUUUCAGCAGGAUAAUGCGCCAUGUCAUAAAGCUGGAAUCAUCUCAGACUGGUUUCUUGAACAUGACAAUGAGUUCACUGUACUCAAAUGGCCUCCACAGUCACCAGAUCUCAAUCCAAUAGAGCAUCUUUGGGAUGUGGUGGAACGGGAGAUUCGCAUCAUGGAUGUGCAGCCGACAAAUCUGCGGCAACUGUGUGAUGCCAUCAUGUCAAUAUGGACCAAGCUCUCUGAGGAAUGCUUCCAGCACCUUGUUGAACCUAUGCCACGAAGAAUUGAGGCAGUUCUGAAGGCAAAAGUGGGUCCAACCCGUUACUAGCAUGGUGUACCUAAUAAAGUGGCCGGUGAGUGUAGAUCAUUCUAACUGUUUCUAUUUCCACUUUUUUUUUUUUUUUUUUUUGCUUUAAACAAGAUUUAACAUUGUUCCUGUUUGUCAAACACAAUAAGAGAAGGGUUUAUCACCAUAAAUGUUCAAGAAAUUUCAAUAGGCUGCACACCAAAAAUCUGUGCCGGGGGGAUAUAAAACCAUUUUUCCCUGACAGAGAAAGGAGGAGUAUUCGAGGAGAUCACUCGUAAAGAAGACAGAAGGGAUGAGAAAUUCUUUGUCAGACCGACCUUUACUCGUACAAGGUUUGUCGCUCCACUUCUUUGUCCUUGGUUUUUCAGGGACUCAGAAUUCAGAAUCAAUCCUUACAUAUCUUAUAGAGAAAACAUUGCUGCUCCAUCUGAACAUUAAUCUCUGAUUGCAGACCCGACUUCAAAAUCAAAAGACAUUCCUGGACCUCAAAGUAUCAACAACCAACACAACUACUCAGAAUACAACCAAGAUGGCUCUUCUCACCUGCCUUUCAUGCCCCCUACCUGGCUCACCCAAUCACAGUCUUCAAGGCUUCCCAUCAGAGCACCCAGUUAUCAGCCUCAGCCUUCCUCUCAUGCCCCUCAGUCUUUCCCACUACCACCCUUCUUCCCACAGCCUCAUCUGCUUCCUCCUCCCCACUUUGCCACCCACUGCCCUACAGACUGGGGGUUCCUGCCGCCAGAGUACCUGUGCUCCCCUUCAGCAGGUGCGGCUGGACACCCCUCAGAGUCUGGGGCUCCAUGGGGUCAGCCUCCUCCUGAGAGAGGGGAGGCACACCUCAGUGAGGAAGGAGCAGGAACCAGUAGAUCAACUAGUUCACAGAGAGAAGGAGGUGGUAGAAGCAAGAGGAGUCAACUGUCCCAGGAGCUGGAUGUCAAACCAGGUAGGAAAGAAUGACAAAUUGAGCUUUGAUGUAUUUUCAACCAUGUUUUGACCUCGAGGCACACUCUUUAAAUUCUUGUAUAAUUUUUAUAUUUCUGAUGAUACUGCCCCCUCAGUUCGCCUCUCCAGCGGUCAUGCAGGGAGCAGUGAAAGCAGCAGGGAGUCUGAUCAGGCGAGCAGCAAAGAGAGAAAGAAGAAGAGGAGGGAAAAGGGAGGAAGGGUGCAGCAUUCCUCUUCAGGGAGAGAGACACCGAGCUCUAAGGAGUAAGAAAUAUUCUCAACAGAUGGCUCUGGACUGGUUGCAACACAUUCAGCUACCUUGAUCACCCCCAAACUUUAAAGUGCACCAACCUGUGAAACAAGUUGUCUCUGUUCCUGUGUGUCUACCUCCUAAUCUUCCAUAAUUAAGAAGUCAGCAAUGUGUCUGAAGUAGUUUCAUCUUUAAAAAAAGUCUACAUGUUCUCUAUUUCAACCAGGAUGACUGACUCAUGCAGGAGUGGCUUAAUGUGUUAAUGAAUAACAUUUGCUGACUCUUUCUUUCCCUGCUUAUUAAAUCUACUCUGACUACUAAUAUCAAAGGAACUGAUACUGAGGUCAGACUACACAAUAGAAGUUUGUUUAUUGCCCUUUUCUAGCACAUGUGAAGUUUUGGGAUCUAUCACCCCCAAAAUCAAUUGUUCUGUGAUCCCAUGUGAUGUGUCAUUACCCAACCUCAUCUGGGACACCACAUGACCUCCUGACAGAAAGUCUGGCAUGUUAGAUUCAUCUUUUGGCCCUCCAAAAUCUGUGCUGUCUUAUUGGAGGUCUGCACAUGCAAAAAACAGAGGUGUGGUGCUCUGAGACUGAACUAUAAGACAGAUGAAGUUUGUCAAGCUUUGGCAACAACAUCCCUGACUCUAAUGUGUCAUUGACGGACUAAGAUAACAAACUGAGAGGUUGGUGAGAGAUCGCAGACACACUUCAGCAACCAUUUACAAGGAUGGCGUUAGCUCAAAGCUAGCACACCAACCAUCACAGCAUUUAGUUAAACAAACACAGUAUAAAUAAUCAGUUAGCAGUUUAUUAGGGUUUUUUUUUGUUUUCAAAAAUGCUGUUUUUUUUAAUCUAACGCUGUCCAGCCCAGAUUUCGUCCUUCCAGCAUCAUGUCAUUGAUGAUUGGUAAUGACUGACAAUCUUGUAUUUCUCUUACCACAGGAAUAGAAAUUAUUUAUAUUCUCAGCUCCAAUAGAAAUCCACUAUUUUACUGUUUUAUCCUUUUCAGUGCAUUUUCCGUUGAUUUAUUAUUUUUCUCAGAUCAUCUAGGACUUCAAGUGCCAUCAUCUUUGCUGCAGCCACAGUGGCCCAAAGCUCAGAGAGCGAUGCCUCAUCUGAGAAAAGCGUAAGGACCAGGAGGGGUGGAGAAGUUACUGUUGCGUCACCAAGGCUACAGAAGGUGAUGAAAGAAGGAAGCAGAGGAAAAGAGGACAGCUCAGGGGAUUGCAAAGAAAAGAGUCAGUGUACUGGUGAAGAGGUGGAGAGUCCUGUUGAGAAAUCCAGAUGUGAAGAAGCAGGAAACACGGAUUCUGGAUCUCAGGGGGAGGAGGAAUCUGGAAGUGUAAGUGUAAAGAUUGAAGAGGAAAGUGGAAAUGAAACAGAAAAAGAUGAGAGUGGAAGCUUUGGACCAGAAAGUGGAGCAGAAAAGGAUCUGGGGGAGGCGGAUAGACAAAAUGAUGCUGGAGAAGAAGAGAACAUUAAGUCUGAUGAGGAGCAUGAGGAGAGAGAAGAUGAAAGGGAGGAUAAAGAGGUUUCUGAAGGACAGAGUACAAGCGAGGAUGACAGUCAGACAGGAGCAGAGGAUGAGCUGGGGGAGCAGGAAUCGGAGGAGGAGGAGGAGGAGGAGGAGCAGAAGUUAAAGAAGGAAGACAAUGAGGUGAGGAAACAGGAUCCUGUAUCCUCACAGGAUGAAGAAAACAGCAAAGGAAACGAGGAUGAUGUGGAGCCGUCUGAGGAGUCAAAUGAAGAAGACGAAGGAGGGAGUGAGGAGGAAGAGGAGCUGAGUGGUGGUAAAGCAGGAGACUCAGAGAAGGAGGAAGAUUCAGAGGACAGUAUUGUUGUACCACAAACCAACAGGUAAGGUAACGAUAACUAAACAAUCUCACUUGCCAAGAGAGUUCCCGUUUGAUUCAAUCUCGUUUUUCAGAAUUAAAAAGAUCUAUGUGAUUCCUGAGGCUGUUGAGGAUGAAGAAGAUAAGGAUGAAGAAGAUGAGGAGCAGGAGGAGGAACCUAAAACAGGAUCAUCUGAUGAUGACUCCAAUGGUGUCAGUGAUGAGGACAUUGAGAAUCUACUUGCACCUCAAGACCAAAUGAAUAAAAAAAAGUGAGUGUUUUCCUAAAGUGGCUGAAUGUCAGAACUUUGCCUGGAACUCAACUCAUAUUAUUUUUUUUAUACCAUUUUUCAGAGAAAAGGAGGAGGAGAAGAAGAAACCCACAGGUACAGAAUGGUCAAUCUUUACAACCUAUUUAUAAUAGAUAUUUUUUUCUCUAAAUAACACAUAAAAGGACAAUAACAACAUGAUUUAGUUCUGUAAAAGCAUUUCUCCUGGUCAAAAAUAUCAUUCUUCCUGUUCAUAUUGCCAUGAAGACUUUGAACACUGGCAACAGUAUUCUUCCUGAGAAAACUUUGACUUAGAUAUCUAUGGUCUAAUUGUUCAUGCCUGAAACGUAACUUUGUUAUUCAAAGCUGUAUGAGAGAUCUCUGAAAUAGUUCCUCGAGUUCUUUCUUAUGAAUGAAAACGUUGAUUUUAUCAGGAUAUAUGUCCUGAUUUGUAUCAUUUCUGUUGCAGCACUCUGUGAUAAGGUUGAGCUCUUUCAAGUGAAGGAAUACAGAUCAACAAAGGAGGAGAACGUCAGUGACUCCGAUGAGUUUGACCAUUUCUAUGACUAAAUACGUCACUCAACUGAACUGACACAGU
Molecule: messenger RNA, 5870 nt
Organism: Xyrichtys novacula (pearly razorfish)
Lineage: Eukaryota; Metazoa; Chordata; Actinopteri; Labriformes; Labridae
Source: the annotation of a GenBank genome assembly